AUGGCCCUGCGAAACCUGGGACGGCCAGCUGCGGCCAGGAUGAACCUGCUGGCCACUAUUCUCCUGGUUCUCCUGGCGUGCAUCGGCAUCCAGCCCGCGCGUGCCGUCUCGGUACAGUUUGAAAACUGCAUGCCCGAAGACUAUGUCGACAACACGGACCCGGUUCUGCUGCAAUGGGUCCCACUCCUUGUCGAAGCCUCGUUCGACGCCACGGCGGACGACAGCCGCAAGUUGCUUGUCACCAUGUACGGCAACGUCACUGGCACACGCUCUUCCGCGCCGUUGCCAGCCUGGGAUAGCCCUCUUUGGAACGAUCCCUCCAACACGAAUGGCAAGAUCCUGCGCGCACCGGACACGUCCGUGGCGAAUCCCAAACUCACGACACUGCACAGCAAGAUGGAGGUCCUCACGUACGAGCCCUGGAGCAAUGACACCGACUUCUGUGCCGAUUCGUUGGCCAAUGGCGUCUGCCCACUGGGCCCCGUCUUCAAUACGUCAGUCAUUUCCUACACCGACCUUCCGUCCGUGUCCAUGUCGAAUGUCUUCACCACGUCGUACGCCUUCACCUCCUUUUCCGCGACCUUCAUUAUCCGCUACGGCGACGCCGCCUCCACGACCAUUGGCUGUGUCUCGGCCACCAUCACGCCCUCGCUGGGUUACUUAGCCUGGAUCAUCAAGUUCUUGCCUUUGUUGGUCCUGCUGGCGGUCGGUUUUGCAACCGUAUUUGCUGGCAUGUACAGUCCGUGGGGCACGGCUGACAUCUUCCACUGGACGAGCAAUUACGGCCGCGAUCCAGACUUAUUGCGCCUGGUGACACCCGGGUUUGGCGACUGCCUGCAGUACCUCCAGUUUGCCGUUCUCACGGGCGGCCUGACCCUCAGCUACCCCGGCUUCUACCAACCCAUAGUGAGCCAGGCGUCGUGGUCUGCCCUCAUGUUCAACCAGACGUUUGUGAGCAAGGAGGACGGCAUUCCUGACGUUGUUGACGGCAUCUAUUCCACGAACGGCUCCUAUGGUCUGCAAAAUCUGGGCCAACUCGCUGGCAUGGGCAACGUAGAGGACAUUUGGGCCGGUAUGAUGGUGUGGCUGAUGGUGAUUGUUGUGGGCACUCUGGUUCUCUUCCAGCUCGGAUUCGCCCUGCAGUGGAUCUACCGCUCUGUGCGUCGGAUCCCCGAGGAAGACCUGCGCUCCAAGAACUGGCCGUUCUCUAUCGGCAACCUCGUCCGCGUUGUCUUCAACUAUUUCCUGCUGCCGCUCGUGUCUCUGUCGACGUUCCAGUUUGUCGUCGCGGCCCAGUCGCCAGCUUAUACUGUGGCGUUGGCUGCCUUGACCCUUGCUGCGAUCCUCGGCUUUGCCGCCUGGCUGCUGUACCUUAUCACGAGUACCAAACCUCGCGCAGUCCUGUUCGACGACCUUCCGACGUUGCUCCUCUACGGCCCGCUCUACAACACGUACUCUGACGAGGCAGCCGCCUAUGCCAUGUGCCCGUUCAUGGUGACGCUCAUACGAGGCAUUGCCAUUGGCGCUGUGCAGCCGGCCGGUAUCGCCCAGAUCAUCCUUCUGGCUAUCUGCGAGGUUGUCCAGAUUGUCACGCUGCAAGCCAUUCUCCCUUUCCACAAGCAAUCCUCCAUGAACGCCUAUCACACCUUGUUUGCAGCUCUCCGCUUUGUGACGAUCAUGCUGAUGAUUGCAUUCAUCCCAGCGCUGGGCGUCACCGAGGGCCCCAAGGGCUGGAUUGGUUACGUCAUUCUGGUGAUCCACGCCGGCAUCCUGAUCCUCGGCUUUUUCCUCAACGCCAUUCAGACACUUCUUGAGGUGAUUGCCCGCAUGGCCGGUGCUGGCGGCGAUGAUGUCAUGGGCCAGACGCGCGGCGGUCUCUCCAAGAUCUUUGGCAUGCGUCAGCUAUCGAGACGCAUGCCACGCCGUAUUGCCGGUGCCACGUCUCGCCAGAGCCAAAUGUCGAAUGCGGGCAUGCUGGACUCUGAAGAGGCUAGCAAGGCUGGAUUCAUCAUGCCGGGUGGCCGCCUGCGAAGUGAGUCCGCCGGUAGCAUCGGCGUUCUCAUGGGUGGCAAGCCUGGCCAACGGAGCUCGUCUGCCCUCGACAAUCUCAGCGUGGAAAACACCAUGGCCCAGGGUGGACGGAAUUUGGAGAGUGGUGCCGGAUCGUAUACUCCGACUACGGCUGGUGAGAUGAGCAACUUCUCCGUCCUGCCGUCACCGAACCCCAACAGCAACCGCCUGUCGGGCGCUUCCGCUCUUUUUGCCGGCGCAAAUACCACUCCGGUGGAAGCCAGUGACCCAUACUACCGCCAGCCGCGGCGAACGAGACGCCCAACGCUCAGUCAAGAAAACAAUGUGCCGUCUCCAGCCGACCGGACGCGUGGAUCAUGGGCCAGCGGUGACUGGGGUCAGGGUGCGCAGGCUCCUGGUGGCGGCCCGGCCCCUCCUGCCGCAACCGCUGUGGGACAUAGCUCCAACAAUGCCGCCAAUGCAACCGCAGUAGCUGCGGUUAUAGCGGGUGGUGUGCCUCCCAUCACUGGGGAUGGUGACGUCGACGGCCAGCCGUCUCGUGGAGCCACGCCGGCACCAUACGGCCAACCGGCGUUCUCGCCGAGGACAGACUACUCCACGCGUGAAGUCGACUUUUACUACGGAGUGAGAGGUCAGCGCCUGAACUCGGAUGCGCCUGGCCGGCGAUUGGGUACGGGACCUGCGGAUCCUACAGGCCCGAUGGCGUCGGCUGCCGGCUGGUUCCGGACUCUUAUCGGCGGCAAGACCAAGGAGAAGGGCAAGGGCUUUGAGGUUGUCAGAAGUUCCCGGAUGCCGCCUGCUAUGGUGGCUCGUGGGGGCGACUUCGAGGACGAGGGCCCGCCACCUGGUGUUCCUGUGGCCAUGGAUGUGAUCCGCAAUGGCCCGAUCGAGUCGGAUGACGAAGAUGACGCCCAGGCCAAGAACCGGCGGACGCUUCGUAGCCGCGACCGCCCAGCAGGCAGUGAACCAAAACCGGCCGAGUCGGAUCUGCUCAACGAGGAUGGCAACCCUGGCGAGGACAGCGAGGCGGCCGAUGAAGCUGGAUUCUUGCGCGUCUCUGAUGUGCCCCCGCUGCUGCCCAGCAUUGACGGCGGUGACAGCAUCCAUAUGCCGAGCAGGCUGCCGAGCCGCAACCAGUCCAAGGCCAGCCGGUACACUGCUGCUGGUGACGGAUACAACAAUGGGGCCUUGCCGUCUGCGACUGUGCCCGUCUUGGCUGAAGUCCCUAGUCUGCCCCGCAAGAGCUCUAAGCGUCCCUUGUCAGACGAUGGGAAAGGCCAGCCUAUGUCGCUCUCCACUCCAUCCGAGACAGGCCGCACGGCGUCCAUGAGCUCCUCCCACGGCGCCCAAUACCAGCAGCAGCCGUACCUGGCGCCUGCCAUCCGGGUUGACUCGGCGAGCAGUGGUGGAGGGCUCGCGACUGCGAGACUGCCCUUUGACCGCAACAACUCGCUUCAGCGGCAGAUGUCCGAGGGUUCCUCAAAUGCGCAUACUGCCGAGGAGUUUGCUCAGAUUGACCUGAACGACAACUCGUCGAACAACACCGGCGGUGCCGGGCGAGGCUCGAACGAGGACCGGCCGACAAGCUAUGGGUAUGUCCAGCAAGGUAGCAUCAGCCGAAUCGACCCCGAGCGGCAGCCGGAUUUGCUGGGAUCAUCUGCCGAAGUCGUCGAUGAGCACCACUAA
Messenger RNA from Sporothrix brasiliensis 5110, 3717 nucleotides. RefSeq lists its product as uncharacterized. The transcript has a single exon. Gene Ontology annotation, biological process: transmembrane transport. The coding region runs from base 1 to 3717 and encodes 1238 amino acids. The record is from RefSeq and is a predicted model, not a curated record. Lineage: Eukaryota; Fungi; Ascomycota; Sordariomycetes; Ophiostomatales; Ophiostomataceae.